Molecule: messenger RNA, 2798 nt
Organism: Callorhinchus milii (elephant shark)
Lineage: Eukaryota; Metazoa; Chordata; Chondrichthyes; Chimaeriformes; Callorhinchidae
Gene: mtf2
Product: metal response element binding transcription factor 2
Exons: 16
Coding region: 330-2168 (612 amino acids)
Biological process (GO): regulation of DNA-templated transcription; chromatin organization
Cellular component (GO): nucleus
Molecular function (GO): DNA binding; chromatin binding
Source: RefSeq, a predicted model, not a curated record
AAAGCAAAAUGGCGUUGGAGUAACCGCCGCCGCCGCCGUGAGGAGAAAGACUUGUUGGGGGCUCCUGGGGGGCCGCCGAGGGCCACGGACACGGACAGGGCGAGGGCGGGAGGAGCAUCCCUUUCCCCUCCCCCCCCUCCCUAUCCACCACCACCACCCACCCGGACACUCACGGCACAGACCGGCUCCGGCCUCAGUCUGUAUGUAAAAGGAGCGAUUUCACGGCUGGGACGGGCUGAGGUAGUCUGGAAAGGUAUGAUUAAAUUCAACAAGUGUUAUGCUUAGCACGUGGCGUUUUUUUUUCAUGAGUUGAUGAUGACAUUUUCCUGAUGGACAGAGAUACGACGGGAGCAGGUAACUCAUCUCUCCACAAACGAUCUCCCUCCCGCCGAAAUCAGAAGACACCAGUGUCCUCUGUUCACCUGUCAUUGCGGGAUGGACCAAAAGGCAAACAAACUGUAUGCAAGUUUGAGGAAGGUCAAGAUGUCCUAGCCCGGUGGUCAGAUGGCUUAUUUUACCUUGGAACAGUCAAAAAGGUGAACAAACAGAAAGAGAGCUGCUUUGUCAUCUUUGAAGACAGUUCAAAGUCUUGGGUCUUGUGGAAAGACAUACAGACUGGGGCCAGUGGAAGUGGAGAGAUGGUUUGUACCAUAUGCCAGGAGGAAUACUCGGAAGCACCCAAUGAGAUGGUCAUUUGUGACAAGUGUGGACAAGGUUAUCAUCAGAAAUGUCACAUUCCUAACAUCGACUCGAGUGUGAUUGCAUCAGAUGCCAAAUGGCUGUGCCGUCAAUGUGUCUUUGCUACAACCACAAAAAGGGGUGGUGCUCUUAAGAAGGGACCAAAUGCCAAAGCCCUGCAGGUCAUGAAGCAGACGUUACCAUACCAAUUGGAGGACCUUCAAUGGGAUCUAGGCCACAAAACUAAUCACCAACAAUGUUACUGCUACUGUGGAGGACCUGGGGAUUGGUAUCUGAAAAUGCUGCAGUGCUGGAGAUGUAAACAGUGGUUCCAUGAAGCCUGUAUACAAUGCUUACAGAAGCCUAUGCUUUAUGGAGACAGGUUCUAUUUAUUUAUUUGUUCUGUUUGCAAUUCUGGACCAGAAUACCUCAAACGUCUACCUUUGCGGUGGGUUGACAUAGCACAUUUAAGCCUUUACAACCUAAGUGUUAUCCACAAAAAGAAGUAUUUUGAUUCAGAGCUUGAAUUGAUGACUUACAUUAAUGAAAACUGGGACAGGCUGCAACCUGGUGAGCUUAUAGAUACUCUAAAAACCGAACGAUAUGACCAUAUUCUGGAAGCACUAAAUGAGAAUAAGUGCAUGUUUAUGUCUGGGAAAGAAAUCAAGAAGAAGAAACAUUUGUUUGGAUUGCGAAUUCGGGUUCCUCCCAUUCCUCCGAAUACUGCUUUGAAGACUGAGGAAAGCAACGAGGAAGUUUCUCAUGAAUUUAAAAUUAAAGGAAGGAAGUCUAGUAAAUCUACUGUUCUCCCUGUAUCCAUAAGAAGUUCAUUGAGCAAUGGCAUUGAAAAAAAAGGAAAGAAAAAAUGUUCAGUUGACCUGGCUGAACAAUACACAAAAUUGAAGAAGGUUCGGAGAUUUUCUGACACAACUGUGGAGAGUGAGAAGAGUAACCAAAGUUACUGUAAUUUUCAGGACCAAUCCACAGUACUGGAUACGCUUGCCUUGGAUCUCCCAGGUCCCAAAAGGAGACUUGUUGAAAAAACUGCACAGUCUUCUAAUACCUCUGAUGUAGAAUCCAUAGGUGCUGCUAGCACUGCAGAAACUACCUCAACUAGUGUGUCUCGGCAGUCCAGUCUUUCUGGUCCAAGACGGAGAACUCGCACUGGUAGAUCUUGGCCAUUAACACUGCAGCGUUUAAAAAAGAGACGAGGCCGCACUUCGACGAGAACGUUUCAGCCCCAGACCUCAGAAAGUGGCAAUGAUAAUGAAGAAAAGGAUGAUUGUCAGUAUGAAGGACUAGACCCAGAGAUCAUAGACAUCAAUGAUCAGGACAUGCACCUAAAUCAUUUGAAAUCGUCAAUAACCAACUAUUUUGGCGCUGCAGGAAGACUUGCCUGUGGUGAAAAAUAUCGAAUCUUGGCACGUCGAGUGACUCUGGAUGGCAAAGUGCAGUACCUUGUGGAAUGGGAAGGAAUAACUGCAUCCUGAUUCCUAGUAAUGUUCCAGUUUCUCUUAGAAGCUUAGUUUAUAUUGUGAACUCUUAAAUCUUUUAAGCCUAAUUUUCAGACAAACCGUAAAGUUUACUUAUUGUAUUUCUUUGCUUAUGUGUUUCUAGUAAACUUUAUCCCUAUGCAACUGAACAUUAAACCCUGGGAGUGGGUAAUUUUGAGUGUUAAACUAAUUAGCCAUAAUUUUACAAGUUUUCAGGAACCAUUUGCAAUAUUUUACAGUGACUCACUCAGGCUUGAUCUCAGCAUUUUGGUGCUACUUACAACUGUGUACCUAACGUGAUGCCUGCAGAGACUAAUUGAUCUGUAGGUCUGUACCAAAAUUAAGUUGUGUAAAUUUUUUAUAUUGUCUGUAGAGCCGGUAGAUGUUUUCAGAUUUUUUUAAAUGUAUUGAAUUCACAGGGUGAACAGAGUAUUGCCUCUUGAUGUGGCAGUACUCUACCUUAUUGAUCACACUGAUACCUCUGGAAUUUUAAAAAUGUUACCAAGGAUUGUUUUCAACUGGCAACUUUUUGUAAUGCUAGUGUAAGCAAAUGUGUUAGUUAUUGCCAUUUGUUUUUAAAGGUUGUGAAAUGGGCUGAUGUAGCCAAAGAAUAAACAGUGAAAUGCA